UCGCAUACACGACGGCUGUCGUAGCCAAUCUCACGAUAUAGAAACGCAGGUGAACAUGCACUCACUGGAUGCUUGUUACAGAUCCGAGCAGGUAUCAAACCUAAAUCAUUGCCUCUCUUCAUCUGAAGCCAUUGAAUGACAACCACGGGCUAUCUGGACCUGGACAUGCCAUGCCAUAUUGAUACGUCAAUGCCACAAGAGAAUCUCGCUUCAUCAUGGAAACUGUUUUGUAUGUGAGGAUACUGUUCCAAGGCCUUCUUUCAACUGACCUUCACCCUGAAGCCUCGUUCUCAGCUGGCCACUGUGUUAACACCUGCUACUACAACCGGACAUGCGCGUCAGUGUUCUAUGACCGCAGCCUUAAGUUGUGCUACCAGAGUAACACCUGGUUUGAUGCCCAAGUAGCCGGCCUAACAACCAAACCUGAAGUUUCUUAUUUGAUAUUCCAUAGAGCUGAUUGUCCAGCAGGAUGGGUGUACCACAAACCAACGAAUAAAUGUUUUUAUUUCCACAACACUCUGAAGAAGAACAGUGAAAUUAAACAAGUUUGUGUGACUGCCGGGGGCAGACUGUAUAACAUACAUACGGCGGAGGAGAAUGACAUAGCGUAUACUGUAGUCAAACGGAGAGGGAAAGACAUGUGGAUCGGACUCACCUUCAAAACAGACUGGAAGUGGCACAAAGACACCGCGCCGCCCGACUUCUUCUACUGGUCCGAGCCUCAGGGAACCUUCAGCUGUGUGACGUUUAGUGAUGCUACAAAGAAAUGGCUAAGAGUAAAAUGCGGAGACCUUUACACGGGGCUGUGUGAGAUUGCUGUACCGAAUAACUGUAGCCUCUCACCAUAAAGUAAGAUAUGUUUGUUACUUGGGUAACGGAUUUCUUUUCAAAACUCCCAAACUAAAAUUGCAACAACCUGUUUCAGACGUAUCUGUUAGUGACCGACCAUUUGAUAUUCUGGAACGUGGUGUGGGUUGUGUGGGUGGAGUUGGUUGUUUUUUUGUAUUUUUGUUUUCAAAAUCAUAUAUUUUGUAAAGUAAAAC
Messenger RNA from Haliotis rufescens (red abalone), 1043 nucleotides. Its product is annotated as type-2 ice-structuring protein-like. Bases 216 to 848 code for a protein of 210 amino acids. The record is from RefSeq and is a predicted model, not a curated record. The transcript has 4 exons. Gene Ontology annotation, cellular component: external side of plasma membrane. Gene Ontology annotation, molecular function: carbohydrate binding. Gene Ontology annotation, biological process: biological process involved in interspecies interaction between organisms. NCBI's taxonomy places the organism in Eukaryota, Metazoa, Mollusca, Gastropoda, Lepetellida, Haliotidae.